This is a messenger RNA of Megalops cyprinoides (Indo-Pacific tarpon), 1224 nucleotides long. RefSeq names its product sialidase-3-like. Gene Ontology annotation, cellular component: cytoplasm; lysosome; membrane. Gene Ontology annotation, biological process: ganglioside catabolic process; oligosaccharide catabolic process. Gene Ontology annotation, molecular function: exo-alpha-sialidase activity. The record is from RefSeq and is a predicted model, not a curated record. NCBI's taxonomy places the organism in Eukaryota, Metazoa, Chordata, Actinopteri, Elopiformes, Megalopidae. The transcript has 3 exons. Bases 1 to 1224 code for a protein of 407 amino acids.
AUGGCCAUGACAAAAUUAGACAAAAUUCCAUUUACACCUAUAAAGACAACCUUGUUCCAGCAGAAAGAAAAUGGUGAAACAUACAGAAUCCCAGCUCUCAUCUCCUUCAGAGAGGAGACAUCUGGGCAAGAGACAUAUUUAGCCUUUGCAGAAAAGCGCACUACUCCAAAGGAUGGGGAUGCCAAACUCUUGGUGAUGCGGAGGGGAAUUCGCAAAAAUGAAAACAUUGAGUGGUCACCAUUAGAAGAGCUGCAAAGUGCUAGUCUUCCUGGCCACCGCACCAUGAACCCCUGUCCAGUCUACGAGAGGAAUUCCAACACGCUGUUCCUCUUCUUCAUCUGUGUUAAAGACGGCGUAACAGAGAAACAGCAGAUACAAAAGCGUAAGAAUGCAGCCCGGUUGUGUUACAUCUCCUCCAAUGACAAAGGCCAGAGCUGGAACCAGAAAGAAGGCCCGAUAGAGAUUCCAAUUGGUGAACAUGUUAAAGAUUGGGCCACUUUUGCUGUCGGACCCGGACAUGGUAUUCAGAUGAAGAGCGGGAGGCUCAUCGUUCCAGCCUAUGCCUACAAGAUACCUACCUACUGCUGCUGCAGCUUCUGCUGCUGCUGUUGCUGCUGUGUUAAGCCUCAUGCCUUCGCCUUCUACAGUGAUGACCAGGGUGAAACGUGGCUUGUUGGGGAUCAGAUUGAUAAGGAAAGUUGUGAGUGUCAAAUGGCUGAGAUUAUCGACCAUGAAGGCAUUUCACAGUUGUACUGCAAUGCCCGUAAUACCAAUUGCUGCCAGUUACAAAGAGUGGAGGCUCUGAGCAAGAAUGAAGGAGCCAGCUUUGAGAAAGCAAACUUAGUCCCAAAGCUUGCGGAAGAGAGAAAUGGCUGCCAAGGUAGUGUGAUAAGCUUCCCCAAGCCCUUCUCAGAGGAUGAAGAUGGUGUUCAGAAGGACGGCCAGAGCGCAGCAAGAUGGCUGCUGUAUUCCCACCCCACCAGAAAGAGGGGAGACAUGGGGGUGUACCUGAACAAGUCUCCUCCAGACGCAUCAAGGUGGGAGGAACCCUGGAUCAUCUACCAUGGACCAAGUGCCUAUUCUGACCUGACCCACCAUGAGGGCACGGAACAAUUUGCCUGUCUCAUGGAAUGUGGAGAGAAAAAUUAUUAUGAGAAGAUUGUCUUUAUGGUAUUUUGCCUCACGGAUGUCAAGCCAAAGAUUUUAAACGUUAUCAAUAUUUGA